UAUAUGUGUGUUUGUGUUUGUGUGUAAAUGUAAGCUUCACAUCAUAGAUGGACAGAUAAAAUGGAUAAUAACAUAUAGGAUAAAUAUAAUAGAUAAUAAAUAUUGAAUAUUACUGUAAAAAUUUCUAAACCAAUCUGGCUAGUAAACACAUAAAAUUAUACUCCAUCUAAACAAGUUUUCUCUUACACAUACACAUACAUACAAACACACAAACACACAAUAGUAUAUAUACUCCAUGACUAUUCUGAUUCUUUUAAGUUAAUUUUAAAUUGAUAAAUAGGCUUAUACUAUUUAACUGUGUGGGACUGAAAUUGAGGGUUUUAUCUGAAAUUCUCUGAUAGCAUUUUUUUUGUUUCUGCUAAACCUAAUAUACUGACAUAAAAACCCAUGGUGAAGACAGAGAAAAAGCAUGUGACUUGUGUGAUUCUUUUUUGAAAAAAAUGUCUAUUGACCACAUAUAAGAAGAUUUCAGCAUCCUUCAAAGUUGUUGAAUUUUUUCCAAUGUUUUAUAAAAUAGAUGAAAUAGCACGUUUCUUCUCUUCUAUAUACCAUGAAACAUAAUUUCCAUUUUUAUUAAAAUGAUUUUCUCACAUAAAAAGUAAGGUAAGUUUCUCUUCAAGUUUUCUAUGGUGACUUUUUAUUUAUAGGAUAAUCCAUCACUUGAACUCUCUAACAGCAUUCAAAUGAGAGAAAGCAGAAUAAAUGUGACUGAAUUCAUCCUCAUGGGACUGACACAGAACCCCCAGCUGCAGAGAAUUUUACUUUUGAUGUUACUUAUCACCUACAUUGUCACUGUCACAGGAAACCUGCUCAUUGUUGGGACCAUAGUCUGUAGCCAGACUUUGAACUCCCCAAUGUACUUCUUCCUGGCAAUUUUAUCUCUGAUAGAUGCAUGCUAUUCCUCUUCUAUCAUUCCUAAAAUGCUGGCAGAUUUGCUAUCAGAGACAAAAUCCAUCUCAUUCAAUGGCUGCAUGAUGCAACUUUUUGUUGAACAUUUCUUAGGAGCUUCAGAGAUUGUCCUACUUGUGGUCAUGGCCUAUGAUCGCUAUGUGGCUAUCUGUAGACCUCUGCACUAUGUGACCAGGAUGAACCACUGCACUUGCUGUUUCCUAGCAGGGGUGUGCUGGAUAACAGGUUUUCUCCACUCUUUUGGACAGAUACUUGUAACUCUAUGGAUUCCUUUCUGUGGCCCCAAUGUCAUGGACCAUUUUUGUUGUGACAUCUUCCCCCUACUACAACUGGCCUGUGCUGACACAUUCAUCCUUGGUCUCCUGGUUGCUGCCAAUGGUAGUGUAAUCCCCGUGAUCACCUUCACUAUACUGCUGAUGUCCUAUGUGGUCAUUUUGUGCUCCUUGAGGACACAGAGCUCUGCUGGGAGGAAAAAGGCUCUUUCUACCUGUGGCUCCCACAUCACAGUUGUGGUCUUGUUCUUUGUGUCAUGUAUUUAUACAUAUUUGCAGCCAGUGACAACUUUUCAUCUAGAUAAAGCCAUAGCAGUGUUUUAUACACUUGUCACUCCCAUAUUAAAUCCAAUUAUCUACACUGUAAGAAAUACAGAGGUUAAAAAUGCAAUUCGAAUGUUACUAAAAAAGAAUUCAAUCUUGGAUAAUAAAUGA
Molecule: messenger RNA, 1616 nt
Organism: Microtus ochrogaster (prairie vole)
Lineage: Eukaryota; Metazoa; Chordata; Mammalia; Rodentia; Cricetidae
Product: olfactory receptor 4C12-like
Biological process (GO): G protein-coupled receptor signaling pathway
Cellular component (GO): membrane
Molecular function (GO): olfactory receptor activity; G protein-coupled receptor activity
Source: RefSeq, a predicted model, not a curated record